AUGCCCCCUUCAACCAACGUUCCUCCGAUCGGCUCACCUGGUGCAGCUAGUGAUGCCAGCUAUGAGUCGAUUCAAACCGAUGAGGAAGAGAAACCAAGUGACUAUGAUAAGGGUGGUUAUCAUCCCGUCACUAUCGGCGAAACGUUUUGCGAGGGUCGAUAUCUGAUUGUACGGAAGCUUGGCUGGGGUCACUUUAGUACAGUCUGGCUGGCUCAAGAUACUCAUCUCAAUCGUCACGUCGCCCUCAAAGUCGUAAAAUCGGCCCACCAUUACACCGAGACUGCCGAAGACGAGAUCCGACUUCUACAACGUGUCGUGACUGCGAGCCCUAAUCAUCCCGGUCGCCGUCAUGUGGUAUCUUUAUUGGAUUCGUUCCGUCAUCGUGGUCCGAAUGGCUCACACGUUUGCAUGGUUUUUGAAGUUUUGGGUGAAAACUUGCUCGGUCUCAUCAAGCGAUACCAGUAUAGGGGUGUUCCUGAACACAUCGUUAGGCAGAUAUCUAAACAAGUAUUGCUCGGCCUGGAUUAUCUUCAUCGGGAAUGUGGCAUCAUACACACCGAUCUCAAGCCGGAAAACGUUUUGAUCUGCAUUGAAGAUGUCGAGAGCGUCGUCCGGGCCGAAUUAGAAACCUGUCCAGCAGCCGUGCCCACCAAACUAGUCGGUGUACCCCCAAGCCAAGGUCGUGGCGGUGCCCAAACCCCUCGCAAUGGGAUCUUCAUCACCGGCUCGCAGCCAUUACCAAGCCCAUCGGGUAGUUUCGGAACCAGUCCGGUGAUUGAAAAACUAGCAUUUCAGAUGAGCAAGAUAUCCGAUGGGGCAUCCAACGAGCAAUCAACCAGUGAAUCUAACACAAACAAGCCCGGAUCAACCGAAAACAGCAACUCAUCAUCGUUUCCUAAAGUCAACCCUGAGUCAUCCUCCCAACGCCCCGGCCCAUCAUUACUCUCCCAAACCGCACCGAAUUCUCAACAAAAGCCGAAUGGAAUCCUUCCAAACGAGCGUAGCUCGAAUCCUUCCAAUAACUCUCAAACAUGUCCGCCGCACGACUAUGCCAACCUCUCCCAAACGCCCGCCAAUCAAUCACCCACAAUAUCACCUAUGCCUACUGGCACUGGCCGAACCGGAGGGGCGGACUGCGCACGGCCCGCCGGCGAAAGCGCCGAUCGAACCCCCCUACCGCCCGAGGCCCCAUACGACCCCCGCAGUCUCGAACGGAUCACCGUGAAAAUUGCUGACUUGGGAAACGCCAGCUGGACCAACAAUCAUUUCACCGACGAUAUUCAAACCAGACAGUAUCGGAGUCCGGAAGCCAUCCUUGGCUGCAAAUGGGGCACGCCGGUAGAUAUCUGGAGUGCUAGCUGCAUGAUAUUCGAACUCCUGACGGGGGAUUAUCUAUUCAACCCUGAUGCAGUAGCCAAAAGGUACACAAAAGACGAUGACCAUAUCGCUCAGAUCAUUGAGCUCGUGGGCCCCUUUCCUACACCUGUGGCGCUCUCUGGGAAAUUCAGCUAUGAGAUUUUCAACCGGAAAGGCGAGCUGCGACAUAUUCAUAAACUGAAACAUUGGCCGUUGGAAGCCGUUCUGAAGGAGAAGUACUGUCUAGACAAGCAAGCAGCGAUCGAUCUGACGAGCUUCCUGGAGCCGAUGUUGAACGCGGUACCAGAUAAGCGGGCGACGGCCGAGCGGAUGCUGAAGCAUCCCUGGCUAGACGGUGUGGUGGUGAUGGGCGAGCUAGAAGCGGCGGCGGCGAGCGAGCAAAAAAAGAAAAGUCUUGAAGGGACGUCGAAGGCAGCAGAUGACGGGGGAGGAUCCGAGCGGCCGUCGCAGUCCGCCCCGUCAUCCUCGCCGCGGGCGCUCGACUACUCGCGCACCUCAUCCGUCUCCACCCGCCGAACCUCGACCGCCGGCAGCAGCAGCAAGCUCAAGCUCACCGGCAGCACCGGUGCAGGACCCGCCAAGGGCACCCCCCUCGGAAAGGCCCCUGCAGCCGUCGCCGUCAGCACCGCCGACUCGGCGACCAGGAACGUCGAUGGAUCCCAGGCCCCCAGGAGCGUCUCCGGAAGCCACAGUCGAUUGAAGGCCGGCUCACCGACAACCGUCCUUGUUGGAUAA
Puccinia triticina is the source of this 2112-nucleotide messenger RNA. RefSeq lists its product as uncharacterized. NCBI's taxonomy places the organism in Eukaryota, Fungi, Basidiomycota, Pucciniomycetes, Pucciniales, Pucciniaceae. Gene Ontology annotation, molecular function: ATP binding; protein kinase activity. Gene Ontology annotation, biological process: regulation of mRNA processing; spliceosomal complex assembly; protein phosphorylation. The transcript is spliced from 4 exons. The coding region runs from base 1 to 2112 and encodes 703 amino acids. The record is from RefSeq and is a predicted model, not a curated record.